AUGGAGCCAGAGAGAAACAAAAAUAACAGUGUAGAGGCUGCGAGUGAGAUUGACGAUCAUAAUACCAGAUCUGCCCCCACUACGAAACUUACCAAAGAAGUUUUAGAGAAGAUUGCUUCGGAUUCUGAUUCUGUUAAUUUUAACGCAAAUAGUUAUUCAAGGAAAUCGAAAUCAGGGAGUCCCUCAAAGGUUGGUACAUUAGAAUACGACGAUAACAGUACCAGUGGAUUAUCUAAGGUCACUUCUCCAGAACAUCCAAACUCAGUCUCUCUAUCGGACAUAUACAUCUCAUCAGACGCUGAGACCGAAAAGAUGGAUUUAGAAGAGGACGAAUCACGUGUCAAACUAUCGGAAAUGGCAUCCAAUUCGAUUGAAAGUAACGGUAAUGACAAAAGUAAACAAAAUGAUGAUAAUCUUUCGAAGACUGUAAAACAAGAGUACAUCAAUAAUGGUGUCGGUAGUUAUAUUCAAGAAUCUGCCCCUAAACUUGCUACUCCUUCAAAAGAUGAGGGACCAAUCGUUCAGCAAGAUAAACCAGCCGAAACAGAACCUGAACCAGUACCGUAUGAAGAUGACGCUGUUGCUGAUACAGAUCAUACAACAGAGCCAAAUAAACUUGCACUAAGCCAAAACCAGGACGAAGUAUCUGUACCUGCCGAAGGAGGCAGUCAAGAAGAAACAAUUGCAAACGAUGAACAAGAACAGCAUGCUCCGGUAGUAGAGGAGCAGGCGAAUGAUAACGAGAUCAAAUCGCAAGAAGAAUCAGAAGUGUCUUUAAAGCAUAACCGUGAAGAAGAGCAACAGUCCCUAGAGAACGGCUCGGAGCAUGUCAAGUCUGAACAGGUGUUCAAGAAACCGAAAUUACCUACUGAGUCAAAAUCAGGUCACUAUGAAGACGAGCAUGAAACGCAUGAAAACGGAGAUCAUGAUGUUGAUAUCGACGCGGAUGCAGAAGCUGAGGAUGAUGGUACUCUAGAAAGUGAGGUUGAGGACAAUAAUGAGGAUGAAGAGGAAGAAUUAGAACCCGAAAUGGACGCAGUAGAAGAAGAUAAUGAUGAGAAACAACAGACAGAUACACCUGGCGUCGAUUCUACCGAUAAUGGACUAUCGCCCAUGGAGAAGGAAAGGAUAAGACAAGACGCUUUGGCAGAACUAACAAAUAUUGAAGUCGAAUUUGCUCAAUUGCGACAGAGUCUAUAUGAAAACAAGCUGAGCAAAUUACAGAAUGAGCUACAGAUGUGUCUAGAUGGAUCACAUCCUCAACUACAGACUUAUUAUCAGAAGAUUGCUUCGAUACGGGACUUUAAGCUAAAGAGAAUGUACCAAAGGCAAAAGUAUGAGCUGGAGUGCAUAGAUACCGAAACUAGGGCGACAAGAACGUUUAUUCAUCAAGAUUUCUACAGAAAGGUCUCAGAUUUGAAACAUAAGUUAUUAGGAAACACAACCCAGAAGUGGUAUGACAUCAAUAAAGAGAGACGUGAAAUGGACGUUGUUGUACCUGAAGUAAAUUAUCACGUUCCAAUAAAAAUUUCAAAUAAAUCUUUGAGUUGUAUAACCGGAUACGCAGCUCCUGCCAAUCUGAGACGUCCAGGCGACUUGUUAUCAGAAGAUUUAUUAUGUGAAAAUAUCAAUUUCAGAUAUCAUAACAACCCUGUCGAUAAGUUAGAAGUCAUUGUAGACAGAAUGAGGUUUAAUAAUGAAUUGAGCGACUUAGAUGGUAUAAGGAAAUUCUAUGGAGGAUUCCCAGGUGCUCCUGAACUUGGUGGUUUAAAAGAUUCUGAAAUUCAUGAGGAUCUUGCAGGAAUACAGCAUCAACAAUAG
Kluyveromyces lactis is the source of this 1821-nucleotide messenger RNA. It is a transcript of the gene DEP1, whose product is annotated as Rpd3L histone deacetylase complex subunit DEP1. Gene Ontology annotation, biological process: negative regulation of transcription by RNA polymerase II. Gene Ontology annotation, cellular component: Sin3-type complex. The record is from RefSeq and is a predicted model, not a curated record. Bases 1 to 1821 code for a protein of 606 amino acids. The transcript has a single exon. Gene Ontology annotation, molecular function: histone deacetylase binding. Lineage: Eukaryota; Fungi; Ascomycota; Saccharomycetes; Saccharomycetales; Saccharomycetaceae.